AUGCCAAAAUGGCCACGCCCAUUCGGCAAAUCUGCCUCACAGGCGGGAUCCGUGAUUCUUCUGUCAAAAGAAACCCAAAACCAACCCCUCGGCCUUCAAAAUAUCCCCGCAAGAACCUCCGUGUCAUCGUUACCGUCGUCAAUCCGAACUGGUCCACCCCGAGAGCCCACAAAGAAGACGGCAGAUGGGAAAAUCAUCUUGGAUCCACAACCGUCCGAAUCACCUAACGAUCCAUUGAAUUGGUCAUCCCUCCGUCGAGAUGCUGCCCUGGUUUUCCUGGGCUUUUAUUGUAUGAUUGGUGGGGGAAUGACACCGGUCCUAGCAGCAGGCUUCAACGAUGUAGCCGAGACAUUCGAUGUCACCGUGCCGCAGGUGGCUCUCACGACCGGCCUAUACAUGAUGGGCAUGGGCGUCGGCGGAGUCAUCAUGAGUCCGACGGCCAUCUUGUUCGGAAAACGACCCGUUUAUCUCAUUACCUCGCUACUGUUCGUAGGCACAAGCAUUUGGUGUGCUCUGGCAAAUUCAUACAUCUCGUUGCUAGUCGGGAGGAUCUUCCAGGGCAUCGCCAUCAGCCCAGUAGAAUGCCUUCCCAGCGCCACCAUCGCUGAGAUCUUCUUCCUACAUGAGCGUGCGUACCGACUCGGAAUCUACUCUAUGCUUCUGCUAGGUGGCAAGAACAUCGUGCCGCUGGUGUCCGCGGCCAUCAUCCAAGCGAAGGGAUGGCGCUGGGUCUUCUGGGUCGUCGCCAUGGUUGUCGGCGGCUGCUUUUUCCUGCUAUUCUUCUUCCUGCCAGAAACCUUUUGGGAUCGCACGCCCCAUGCGCACAAGAGUCUGCGUCUCAUAUCAAGGGCACAGAGUUUCUUCAGACCUGGUAUCGAUCGCCGCCCGAGUCAUCUCAGUGAACAUCGGCUGAAGACUGCGGUUGGAGAAAUCGAUGGAACGCACGAGAAAGAUGGAGCAGUGACCAUGGAUAAGGCGGGAGACAAAACGGAAAAUCGGGUCGGGUUUGCCGAGGGGGUGGGGGAUGAAACUCGCAAAGAUUCAGAGGCAGAGCCCGCAACGCCAUCGCAGCCCGAAUUGCGUAUCUCGCCCGCAACGGCCGAAUCUACGGGAAAUUCUGAUGGCAACGCCGAAGAAUCGGGACCAAUCUCGGCGGCGACCCCCGUUGCGAUCAGCUCGCCUCCUUGGUCCCAUCCGCCUGGUUGGGAGUGGCAACCACCGCAAACCCCCACCCCCCCCCCCCCCCACCUACCGACCAGCGACAUCCCCUCCGUCCCCGGCUCCCAACCACCCACCCCCGGAGCCGCCUGGACCCACAGCCGGCGCUCUGCCCCUGCCAAAACCUACUGGCAGACCCUCUCCCCUUGGCCGGGCCGCCUCUCGGGUGCCUCCUGGCCCCGCGCAGCCAUCCGCCCCCUCAUCCUGUUCGCCUACCCGGCCAUUCUCUGGAGCGCCGUCAUCUACAGCCUGUCGGUCGGGUGGCUGAUCGUCCUCUCCGAGUCGGUCGCGCACAUCUACCAGAACUCGCACUCCUACAACUUCACCGCCCUGCAGACCGGCCUCAUAUACCUCUCGCCGUUCGUCGGCGGGAUCUUGGGGACCGCGGUCGCGGGGAAGGUGUCGGACUGGAUCGUACUGCGGUUCACGAAGCGGAACGACGGAGUGUAUGAGCCGGAGUUCCGGUUGGUGAUGGCGGCGCCGGUGGCGGUGUUUACGACGAUCGGGUUGAUGGGGUUCGGGUGGAGCGCGGAGGAGCGGAACAAUUGGAUCGUGCCCACGAUUUUCUUCGGCGCAAUCAGCUUCGGGUGUAAUCUUGGGAGCACGACGGCGAUCACGUUCGCGGUGGAUAGUUAUCGGCAAUAUGCGGGGGAAGCGCUGGUGACGUUGAACUUUAGCAAGAACAUCUUCCACGGCCUCAUCUUCUCCCUCUUCUUCACCAGCUGGCUUGAAUCCGACGGGGCGAAGAUCGUCUUCAUUGCUUGCGGCGUCAUCCAGCUGGGUUGCUGCCUCGCGACCAUCCCUAUGUUCAUCUACGGGAAGCGGAUGCGCAUGUGGACGGUGAGGAAGAAUCUGAUGGAGAAGUUCUGA
This is a messenger RNA of Eremomyces bilateralis CBS 781.70, 2088 nucleotides long. RefSeq names its product MFS transporter. Lineage: Eukaryota; Fungi; Ascomycota; Dothideomycetes; Eremomycetales; Eremomycetaceae. The record is from RefSeq and is a predicted model, not a curated record. The coding region runs from base 1 to 2088 and encodes 695 amino acids. Gene Ontology annotation, biological process: transmembrane transport. Gene Ontology annotation, molecular function: transmembrane transporter activity. The transcript is spliced from 4 exons.